Messenger RNA from Megalops cyprinoides (Indo-Pacific tarpon), 1254 nucleotides. RefSeq names its product carboxypeptidase B1 (tissue) (gene cpb1). The coding region runs from base 1 to 1254 and encodes 417 amino acids. Gene Ontology annotation, biological process: proteolysis. Gene Ontology annotation, molecular function: metallocarboxypeptidase activity; zinc ion binding. The record is from RefSeq and is a predicted model, not a curated record. The transcript has 11 exons. Lineage: Eukaryota; Metazoa; Chordata; Actinopteri; Elopiformes; Megalopidae.
AUGAAGGUCCUCCUGCUCUUAGGGUUUGUGGCUGUCGCUCUGGCCGAAGUUACCAGAUUUGACGGAGAGAAGGUCUUCCGUCUCCGGCCACAGACUGAAGAGCAUGUGGCCAUCAUCAAAGAGAUAGCAGAAGGGAUGGAGGUGGACUUCUGGAAUCCCGAGUCCCCUGACCUGGUCGAUGUCGACUCUGACGUGGACAUCCAUGUGAACGCUGCCUACGCUGACAUCGUGGACAAUCUGCUGCAGCAGAGUGAAUUGCCCCACGAGGUGCUGGUUGAUGACCUGCAGGAUGCAGUGGAUGGUCAGAUGGACAGCCAGGAAAUCUCCCCCAGGUCCCACAACUACAUGAAGUAUAACACCUGGGAAAAGAUUGAGGCCUGGAUCUCCUCCAUGGCCUCUGCAAACCCCAGUCUGAUCAGCAAGCAGGUGAUCGGAACCACCUUUGAAGGACGCUCCAUGACUGUUCUGAAGAUUGGUAAGAAGUCCAGCUCCACCAAGCCUGCUAUCUUCCUCGACUGUGGCAUCCACGCCAGGGAGUGGAUCUCUCCCGCCUUCUGCCAGUGGUUUGUCAACGAGGCCGUGUCCACCUAUGGAAGCGACGCUGAGAUGACCACCCUCCUGGACCAAAUGGACGUUAUCGUGCUGCCCGUCUUUAACAUCGACGGCUACGUUUACACCUGGACCAAUAACAGGAUGUGGAGGAAGACUCGCUCCAGGAGGUCCGGCAGCUCCUGCAUUGGUGCUGAUCCCAACAGGAACUUCGAUGCCGGCUGGUGCACCACUGGAGCCUCCAGCAACCCAUGCAGCGACACCUACUGCGGCUCCAAGGCCGAGUCCGAGGUGGAGGUCAAGGCUGUGGCCGAUUACAUCCGCCAGAACCUCUCCAUCAUCAAGGCCUACCUGACCGUCCACUCCUACUCCCAGCUGCUGCUCUUCCCCUACUCCUACACCUACCAGCUGGCCGAACACCACAGCGAGCUGAUGAGCGUGGCCGAGGGAGCUGCCAAAGCCCUGCGUAGCCUGUACGGCACCCGCUACACCAGCGGCCCUGGGGCUGCCACUAUCUACCCUGCUGCCGGUGGCUCGGACGACUGGGCCUACGACCUGGGGGUGAAGUACUCCUACACCUUCGAGCUCCGCGACACCGGGCGCUACGGCUUCCUCCUGCCCGAGUCCCAGAUUAAGCCCACCUGUGAGGAGACCAUGCUGGCUGUCAAGUACAUUGCUGCCCAUGUACUGAAGAACCUCUACUAA